Molecule: messenger RNA, 2201 nt
Organism: Pomacea canaliculata
Lineage: Eukaryota; Metazoa; Mollusca; Gastropoda; Architaenioglossa; Ampullariidae
Product: vitamin D 25-hydroxylase-like
Exons: 7
Coding region: 317-1927 (536 amino acids)
Biological process (GO): hormone biosynthetic process; progesterone metabolic process
Molecular function (GO): steroid 17-alpha-monooxygenase activity; heme binding; iron ion binding
Source: RefSeq, a predicted model, not a curated record
UAAAGCUAGAUUCACUGCUUUACUUGCCGCGAGAUUUAUCUCAAAAUCUGGCAGUCAACAUUCUAAAUUAGCAUACAUUUUGAAUUUUCUCACAACCUCUUGCUUACUUCACUAAUAAUUUAGAAAAUAGUGCUAGCUCCGUUUACUCACUCUUAGCAGGGGUAUCCGCAAGUUUUAUAACGUCCACCCCACCACCCGUGACAGAAUGAUAAAUGGCGCCAUUAAACGAAACUGGGUACCGCUAUAUAUUUUCCUGAUCGUUGCCUAAUGUCCCUUUCUAAAGACUACUUUCACAGGCAAGACAAGCACUACAAAUAUGGCUCUAACAUAUCAGCUCACAUCUUUGCUUUGGCAAAAAUUGCCUUGGAUUCUCACAGUAACAGGAUUAUUUUUCUAUCUUCACACACUCUUUGCCUCUCGAAAAAAGCCGCCUGUACCUCCGGGUCCAUCAAGUCUUAGGAUUUUCUUCGACAUUUUGAAAGCGGUGAAAGGAGGGACUCUACAUUUACUGGGGGAGAAGUGGGCCAGACAGUAUGGAGACAUCGUCAUGUGCAGGACCAUCAUCGGCAACUUUUGUUUCCUCAACUCGGCGAGACUUGUCAGACAGGUGUUUACCAACAAGGAGAUAGAGCUUGUCUCCAACGACCGACCCAAAAUGUUCACGGCCGCUCAAGUGAUGUACAAUUUUAAUGAUGUGUCUUUCAGUGACCAAGUCAAUAAUAUCUACUGGCUCAAAAUGAGAAAGCUCUUGCAUUCCACUGUAAUGUUCUAUGGAAGCGGCGUGGAAAAGUUUGAAAAAGUUAUGCAGACAGAGUUAUGCCGCUUAACGGAGACAUUGCAGACGACAAUAAAAACUAAUGGAGAAACGCAUCUUGGACAAUUAGGAGGAUAUUGUGAAGUAGAGCUGGAGCAACUGAUUUCCACUUCCAUCCAGCGCGCCUUAGCUAUUCUGAUCACAGGAGAAGAGCAAAGCCCAGAUUCUAAAGUUCCACAAAUGAUUGGAGAUUUUGCAGUUUGUGCACAGAAAAUCCUGACACCGACUGUUGAUUCUAUUCUGUCCAUUUUCCCAUUCCUGCGGUUUCUCCCUGUAACCUACUACAAGGAGCUGUUUGGAAACACCCUCAAGUGCCGGGACAUGCUCAUGGAAGAAGUCUUCACCAAAGGAAAGGCAAAGCACGUGCCUGGUGAGCCGAAGGGAAUGGUUGGCUCGCUGCUCGAAGCACAGAUGAAAAACAGCAACGACUGGCUUACAGACGACCAUAUACGGGCAAUGCUUCUAGACAUUAUUGCCGCUGCGUUCGUUACUUCCACCGAGUUGCUCAAGUCGUUUUUCCUGUACAUGGCUCACUAUCCUCAAGUCAUGAAGAAGAUUCAACAAGAAAUAGACAGCACCCUGGGACACAGAUCCCCAUCACUUGACGACAGAAGAAGCUUCCCUUUCAUGGAAGCAGCCAUUUUGGAAGUGAUCAGAAGCACUUCCAACGUCCCCUUAGGUGUGUGGCACGAGACAAGAGAGGACAUUCUUACUGAUGGAUUCUGCAUUCCCAGAGGCACCGUGCUGUUUGAAAACAUUUGGUGGAUGAAUAAGGACCAAACAGCAUGGGAGGACCCCGAGGUUUUUCGUCCAGAACGUUUCCUUGACGACGAGGGUCAGCUGUUGCCCGCUACUCAUCCCAUGAGAUGGAGAUUUCUUCCCUUUGGGAUUGGAAAGCGCAGCUGUCCGGGGGAGAACUUCGCGCGCUCGCGGGCCUUCCUCUACGUCACAACGCUCUUACAGAAAUUCGACUUCCUCCCGCCUGUCAACCACGACUUGCUUCCCCUCACACAAGAUUCGUGGACAGAGGGUCUCGCCUUGCAACUCAAACCAUGCCAAGUGGCGAUAAAGAGGAGGUCACAACAUCCACAAACGGGCGAGCUGUCGGCCUAAAGCUAAACCUAGAAAGAUCAUGGCACUUUAUCUUUUCACGGACGUGUAUAGGUGAUUGCUGUCUGUCUCCCGAGACCAACGCUUAGCCUCUUGCGAAGUUCUCCGCUGUUAGUUUCGGCGAGCCUUAACAAUGAAUGGGAAUAAACUGGAAGCUUAGUACACACCUGCCUAGUUUUAGUAGUUAACUGGAUCUCCCAGCAGUCCAGUGAACAGGUUCGUGAUCUUUUGGUCCCCGACGGGCGAGCUAUCGGCACAAAUCAUACGAUAAAGAAAU